CUCUCUCUCUCUCUCUCUCUCUCUCUCUACACACACAAAACAAACAAACAAAAAUAUAUUCUCAUAAAGAAAUCACAAGAACCAACCACACCACAAGCCAUGUACGAACCCAAUAGCCAUUCACUAUUCACUUACACUUCACCCUCCGACUUCUUCCUCGGCCAUUUCCCCUCACUCGAGGUGGCGGCACUACCGCCACCUCUGCUCAUCCCUACUGCUGCUGCUGAAAGCAUCGAGUUCGACCCAAUGACGUUGCCACUGAGGUCGGAAGUCGGUUACAGCAGCAGUACGUGCAGUAGCUACGGGUCACCGAGUUCGCUCACAAGUUACUCGACUCCAAGUCCUAGUUUAAUGCAGAGGAGCGUGAGCAGUCAGUCGCUUCAGAAAAAUAACAACAAUAAUAAUAAUAGCAAUAAUGGGUAUAGGAAGAUGGCUGAGUUGAUGAUGGAGUCGGAGACUAGUCCGGUGGUGUUGCGGAGGGUGUUCAGCACUGGUGAUUUGCAGGGGAUUAAUAUAAUGCAACAUUACCAUCGAUCAGAGAGCCCAUUAUCAAAUGAAAACAUUAGUAUCAUACAAGGUAUAAGCAAGGCCUGUCGUUACAGUCCAGAGGAGAAAAAGGAGAGAAUUGAGAGAUAUAGGAGCAAGAGAAAUCAAAGAAACUUCAACAAGAAGAUCAAGUAUGCGUGCAGAAAGACACUGGCUGAUAGUAGACCACGUAUCAAAGGACGAUUUGCUAAGAACGAUAAAAUUGUGAAGAACUCCCAAAACCAGUGGAGUCACAUGGGUGUGGAGAAUGAUGAAGACUAUGACAAUUGGAUCAAUUUUCUCGACUCUUUUUCGGCGAAUCUAAUUCCUUGAAUCCAAAGAGUUUCCUCUAAUAUAUCAAUGUUCUACCACAGGGCAAUAGUGUGUCAAAAUUAGAUUUCUUGGGUUUAGGCAAAAGUUUACAUGCACAAUUAAAUCAUAAAAAAUAUAUAUAUAUAUAUCGAGAAUAUACAUAUCAGCAUAAUAAGAUCUACUUUUAAUGAAAAUAAUGACGAGAUUAACGAAUUAAAAUAUUUUUGAUGUGUAUCAUCAUGCUGAUAUUUAUAUUCUCAAUAUUUUUCUGUGAUUCAAAUGUUGUGUAUGUAGAUUUACUCUGAUUUUUAUUGUAAUGACAAGUUUUAGAAGCGAUUAAAGUUUUUAAUUAGGUAAGGCAAGACAUGAUUGAUUGUGUAGCGUGUACCACAAUAACAAUUUGGAGCUUCCUGGACCUACCCAAAAGAGGGUAAGGUCUCUGACAGCAAGAUUUUGUUUGUA
Camellia sinensis is the source of this 1299-nucleotide messenger RNA. RefSeq lists its product as uncharacterized. Gene Ontology annotation, biological process: regulation of flower development. Gene Ontology annotation, cellular component: nucleus. Lineage: Eukaryota; Viridiplantae; Streptophyta; Magnoliopsida; Ericales; Theaceae. The record is from RefSeq and is a predicted model, not a curated record. Gene Ontology annotation, molecular function: protein binding; DNA-binding transcription factor activity.